Messenger RNA from Penicillium waksmanii, 4698 nucleotides. RefSeq lists its product as uncharacterized. The record is from RefSeq and is a predicted model, not a curated record. NCBI's taxonomy places the organism in Eukaryota, Fungi, Ascomycota, Eurotiomycetes, Eurotiales, Aspergillaceae. The coding region runs from base 1 to 4698 and encodes 1565 amino acids. The transcript has 4 exons.
AUGGUGGUUUAUCCACAAGAGGACCCUUGGUCCUCUACCACCGUGCGGAUUCCUGCUCUCCAGACUGAUCCACCAUGUGAUCCAUCGCAUCGGGCAGAUCCCUCAUCAGUGCCUCUUCCUCCUUCACCACCAGCGUCGCCAUCAGCGACCAUGCCCUCCGAUGUUCCUCUGAUAGAACCAGUGGAACAGAGCGUGGGGCCAGGUGAGUUGGGUGGCUCGGCCCGUUCCAGUCCCAAAUUCAUGGCCAAAUCUCCUGGAGAAGACUCCCCGCAUCCAAAUAUUCCCGCGAUUCCCACGGCUACUAGAGAUGAAGGGCCCCAUGUCUCUUUCGAAGACUUCUCCAUGCGAUUCCGACAAAGCCAACGCAAACAAAUCCAAAGGAAGCGACUGGAAAAGCGACUGCGCGCCACCAAGGUCUCCAUCGGUGUUUCUGCGCGCAUAAUCCGGAUCGGCAAUACAGUCCAGCGCGGUCUGGUCGAAGCUCUCAAACAUGAUGAUAAGGCCAGUUUUGCCGCUCUAUAUCAUACACUCUAUGAUCUUCAGGAGUCGUGUACAUCCAGUGCACGGCGUGAUGACCGAGAUGAAUCGCUGGACGAACAGGAACAAUCCUCGGAGCCUGAAUUGGAUCGCUCCUCGGACCUCUUUAACCAACUAAGCCCUCAAUCCCGGGCGGACUUGCUGGAGAUCUUACGGCUGGUUCGUUCUGAUCCACAGUUCCUGGUCGACCGUCUCCGCAGCUUCACCUCAUCACAACUGGCCUCUUUUACCAACGCAGCCACUGCUUUGGACGCCGGAGACCCUGCAUUUCCGUCUUCUUCGUCUUCUUCCUCCCGUUCCUUCCGAGGUCAAUAUGCCUUUAAUCGAAAUCCAACCCAAUCAGCCUCGUUCAAGGACCAUGCGUAUGCUUUUGAAAGGACCAAUCCGCUUUCCAUCUUGCUUUCUAACGUUUAUGCCGCCCCUUUGGAGUCCGGGACACCGGAUUUUACAUUACGGCUGGACAUGUGGUCUUCUGUCUGCGCUCAACUAAUGUCCCAAGGUAGCAGUAAAUUCUACCCUCUCAUUGGGCAAAUUUUGUCUGCAUGGGCCACCGGCAGCAACUGGAAAGCCCGUCCCAAGUUCGAACUCUACCUUAUGGAUAUCCUGCAGACCGGCGCUUUCCUUUUGGAGCAUAUAGAUACCCCUGCCGGUUUGGACUUUGCUGCCGAGGCUCUGGAUCCCCUUCGAACCGAUGUCGCCGAGGAAUUCUUUGCUUCUGCCGUGGAUGACCUAUUCCGUGUUCUCGAUGAUCCCGAUGGUGGUUUUCCUUCUACAGUUCUCCAGUUUACUAAAGCUGUGCUUUGUAAAUUGGACAAUCUUGACAGCCGCAGUCGUUUCCUUGAGUAUCUUUUUGUUCAGUGGUUCUUCCCAAAGUUCCUCUAUAGCGCCUUAACGUAUCCAGAGGCACACGGUUUGUUGCUCGAUUUUCAUAUUCGAAAAGAUGCUCGUGAGAAGCUGCUUGGGCAGGUUGGGCUGAGGGCCUAUUCUCAAGUCUUCGCUGUCUUACGUUCUAUGAACCAUUUUUCCAUUCUUCGGCCAUCCAUCAAACGGCGUGUUGAUAGCAUGAUUUCACGCCUCCAACCCCCUUCGUCUACCGAACUCCCAGCGAUGGAUUUUCUGACACCAUCCCUGGGGAAUAACUCGUCGACGUUUCUUUUGCUUUCUGCCAGUGACAUACUUACACUACUAGACGCUCUUUUCCCACGCUCGUCAUCCACAUUACACUCUCCCCAAGAUUCAGCAGGUUUCUCCUCUUGGGCUUCAAGUCUAUCACCCACCUAUAACAUUCGCCCAGACUCAUAUUAUGAACCUGGUUUCUUCCGGUCGCCCCAUGAUGCAGACAAACGCCCCAUCUCUCGAGGUAGCUCUGUAUUUUCCAUGGAGACUUCUUCUAUGUCUGCCCCCGAGAGUAGAAUCGGUCAGACUGCCGCACGGAUACGCUUCGAGUUGUCUGAUUCGGACGAAUCAACCGAGCGCCCACGGUUGGAAGCUCCUUCGGAUGAGCAUUGGACGAUUUUCUCGGUCGCUCAGGAUGGUCGUGGUCUCACAUGGAGCCUACUUCCGGACUGUGGAUCACGAAGAACCUCUGUCAUUGAAAGUGAUGAUGACGCCCAGUCUACAAGUCUUGGCCUAGAAGAAAAUUAUGAGGCACUCCAGACAGCCAUAAUUCGACUUGUUCAAGAAGAUCAAGUCUAUGAUUCGGAUGACAUCAGCCGCGAUUCAAGUUCUUUCCAGACUUUAUCAAAAUCGCUGAAGCAACGCUUCAACCAAGCCAUGGCUUCUUCUCACCACUGUUCUAAUUUUGUGGGUGCACACUAUUGGUGGAAUGCCUCACGCCAACUUCGACAAGGCAAUACUGUUGACUCCUCGCCUAUGGGAGAUGAUUCAUGGAUUCUCGGCCCAAUGCACAGCUCAUGUAGUCGUUCCCUGACCAGAUCCCGCGCUGUCAUCGAUCGCUGUGAAGGUGAUUUCGUGUCACUGGGCAAAAACCUCCGCUGUCUACAAACACAUGUCAAGAGCUUGAUGACCACUAUCUCCAAACUUCGCAAUAAAAUGUGGUACAUGACCGAUGUCAAGAAUUCCAUGAGGUAUGAAGAAGCUCGUCAUGUGGCCAUGGCUCUGAAGACCAUGAUCUACUCCUCUCGCCCCUACUUCGAUAUGCCUGAGGAACCGCGCUCUCGUACCGGGGCCCGUUCAUUAGGGGGAUCCCUAUUCCAAAAGCCUGAAGUGCAAGUGAUGAACAUGAUGAAAGCACCAAGUAGUCAGGGUGGCCCAAAGAAAUUAUCAGAUGAGCAGGUGGAACUCACCCGCAAGUGGCUGGCCCACAACGCAAUUGAUAAUUUCUGCAAAGGCGAAGAACGCAUCCACAGAUUCUGUUAUGAGGUUCGAACAAGUAUCAGUCGCCUCGUUGGCGAGACCAUGGCAGAAACUCCUGUUCUGUGGGCCAGCGAGUUAUUUCAAAGAGAGCGAGUAAGGUAUGAGGGCUAUGGCAAUCAUUCGUUCCCAGGGUUGUCCGUGCCGACAACGCCUCGGCCUUCGACUACCGCAAGUGAGGACCCGAUGCAUACCAGUCAAUUAUAUGGAAGCAACAUACAUAUGCCCGAGUUCACGCCACGGUUCUCCCAUGAAACCCCGUUCAUGGGGCGAAGACCGUCCGUCCAGAGCAUUGGUUCGGAUAAAACUCGCCCUGCUCGUGACCUUCCUUCCAUCGAUAUAUCAUCCAUCGCGGGCUCUCCUGGUCGUGCAGCAUCAACAUCGACUGGCGAUACUUGCAGCACUUUUUGGUCCGCACCGCAGCGCCACCCUAUGUAUGCUAAUAGCGUAUCAAGUGUGUACUCACGACCACCUUCAAUGUUCAGUGAAACUGCAACUCGACAAACUCGCCGCUCUGAACGCAAGACAGUGGGGAAAUCGGCAUUCAUGGACGACUUGCGGCAAACCUUAACCAGUCUACUUCUCAGCGAUCUAGGCUCUCCAGUUUGGAGCUGUGGCAGUGAAACAGAUGCCUGGUUCACCAACAAACUCGAUGAAACGCGUGUUAGAGUACAGAUGCAGAGGCACGCCGCCGUUGAGAAAUUUUGGGCGGAUUACGAAGAACGCUCAAAAGGUGCCAAGCAACACCGCCAGACAAAGGGCGGACGACGGAGCAUAUCUCUCGAGCCUCCUGUUUCUCGCCGCAAGAGUUCGCCGAGCGAUGAAUCCCCUUCUAGUCGAGACCAAGAAUCGAAUCAAGAUGACGAAUCGGCUUUUUCAUACAAGGCAGUCUUCCAUCGUUUGAUCGAAGUUUUCUCUCGCCAUGGAAAUCCUUUUGUCAAACUCAAUGCUCUCCGAGACCUAAGGUCCCUAGUCGUCGCCUCUCUCAUCUCGUCCCAUGAUGCCAAUUUGGCAGGUACUUCUAGCAACAUAUACUCUAGCGGUGCCGAUCGUUUACAGGGUCCCCGCCAACCGCGACCCCGAGCUACCCGUCACAGCUUCUCGGAGAUGCGACCAGCAGGGCUGGCUUCCAUGGAUCCAGAAGCUCCUAUCACCUCAGUCGAUUCAGUCACCUGCGAGUCGCGUCCAUCGGACUACUGUCCACCAUCUGAGGAUGAGAUCGUGGCUACCUUACGUGACCUGAUUCUAGAAGUCAAGCCGAAGACUCUCUUCCGGGACUUGCAGUUUAUUUCUGCCUUUGUUCCCAGCGACCAUUUGAGCAAAACCGACCGGGGCACAGCGUUCCUUCAAUUUGGCCUCGCUGCUCUGAGUCUCAAGGACGAGGUCUGCAAUGCCAUGGUCGAAAUUGCGGACCGUAUUGUAUCUCAAGAGCUCAUGUGCCGACACCCGCUUCCUGGCUCCGACUUCUACCCUCGACCUAGCCACGCGAUCGAAGACGCAGCGGCGAUGUGGAUCGUCACCGCUAAAGAGGGCAAUCCAGUCGCUCAACGCGAGCUAGCUAUCCUCUACUUGACUCAUCCAGAACGACUUCCUCGGGUCACGCUACCACUGACCUGUCCGCGAGAUACCUUCAAGGCUGAAAUGAUGUAUAUGCGCGGUAAAGAUUCCAAGUCAGACCCACAAAGUAUGUGUUUGGCACUGCACUGGAUGCAGCUAUCAGCAAGUGGAGGAGAUCUCCUUGCUCGCAAUCGUCUCCGUGAGCGAGAGGAGUUUGAUUCUAUUGCCUAA